This is a messenger RNA of Selaginella moellendorffii, 1642 nucleotides long. Its product is annotated as probable protein phosphatase 2C 60. Lineage: Eukaryota; Viridiplantae; Streptophyta; Lycopodiopsida; Selaginellales; Selaginellaceae. The transcript is spliced from 4 exons. Gene Ontology annotation, biological process: protein dephosphorylation. Bases 438 to 1586 code for a protein of 382 amino acids. The record is from RefSeq and is a predicted model, not a curated record. Gene Ontology annotation, molecular function: protein serine/threonine phosphatase activity; cation binding.
GAAAGGCGCUCGCGAGGAACAGUGGAGUGGAGGAGAGGGGAAUCCAUUCGUUUCUUCUUCUUGGCCUCCAGCAGCUCGGGGCGUCCUCGGUGGUUCCUCCAUUCUGUGUGGAUCGCCAUUGGAAUUCUCGCCUCGUUGGGUGCCCCUCCUCUCCUAGGGUUUCUCUUAGGGUUUCUUGGGCUUCUUCCUCGAAUUCUAGCUGCGGCAAGCGGCUACCCAGCUCCAUUUCCGGUCCUCCGCUCUCCGAUCCGUCGAUCGGGGCAUUUCUUGCCAUUCGCGCGACUCGCGAUUGAUAUGCUGAGCAAUCCGGCGGACUGCUGCCUCCAUGGUUUCCAGGGCGCCGUGCUAAACGAGGUUGGCUGACCGAUGGAGGGAUAAAGACGAGGAAGAAUGCACAGGUUUGUGGGACGCGUGGAAUUUUUGUGAUGAAAUGAGGGAUGCUGGCACGACUGUCGAAGAUGGUAGUAGGAUGCUGGAGACGCGUUGAGCAGUAUGUCCAUAUCGGCGCCACGGUUCCCAGUCGCAACGAUGCUCUCCUCUGGUUCCACGACAUUGGGAAGCACGCAUUUGGCGACUUCUCCAUAGCUGUAGUACAGGCGAACUCCAUACUCGAGGAUCACACCCAGAUCGAGACCGGGCCUGGCAAAACUUUCGUUGGCGUCUACGAUGGACACGGCGGCCCGGAGGCGGCUCAGUAUAUCAACAACCAUCUCUGGCAAAACUUGCAAAGGCUUGCUUCGCAGGAGGGUGACUUCACGAGCGAUGUUUUGCGAAGAGCGAUCUUGUCAACCGAGGAUGGUUUCGAGAGAUACGUCGCUGGCUCCUGGGCAUUAAGACCACAGAUCGCGACGGUUGGAUCGUGCUGCCUCGUCGGGUUGAUACGAGGGAACCAACUGUUUGUCGCCAACUUGGGCGAUUCGAGGGCGGUCAUGGGAACUUUCCUGGGACGGGAUAACAGGAUCACAGCGAUUCAGCUCUCUGCUGAGCACAAUGCCAGCAUAGAUGCCGUGCGUCAGGAGCUCAAGGACUUACAUCCAGACGACUCACACAUUGUCGUUCUCAGGCAUGGAGUCUGGCGUGUCAAAGGGAUAAUCCAGGUGACCAAGUCCAUCGGUGAUGUGUAUCUAAAGAAAGCGGAAUUUAACAGGGAGCCACUUAUCGCUCGGUUUCGCCUUCCACAGCCACUAGAGAGGCCUGUGCUGACUGCGGAACCAUCGAUCAGUGUCUUCACCCUCAGACCAGCGGACCAGUUUUUGAUAUUCGCGUCGGACGGGCUGUGGGAGCACUUGUCCAGCCAGGAAGCCGUAGACAUUGUAUACAGCCAUCCUCGAGCAGGGAUCGCGAGGCGACUGAUCAAGGCUGCGUUGCAAGAGGCGGCCAGGAAACGAGAGAUGAGAUACUUGGACUUGAUACGCAUCGAGCGCGGCGUGAGGCGGCAUUUCCACGACGAUAUAACUGUGGCGGUGGUGUUUCUUGACAGGGAGAUGGUGAUCUCUGGAGGCUCGAGGAGUAUGAGCCCCUUGUCCAUAAGAGCCGGGGGCGAGAGCGCGGUGGCAGCAAGAGCUAAUGGAGCUACUGGAGUGUAAAUUACGAUUAAUUUUUCACAAAAACGCUAUACAAAAAGAUUCGAACAUUCCAUUUC